AUGAUAGCCUCUCUGGCGGAAACAACGGGCGCACUGAGUUCUUUCAUGGAACCAGCUCAGACUCGAUGCAGCUGUACGACAAUCGCAGAUGCUCCCCCGGCAUCCGACUCUCCAGGCCGAAUACCCCAUCAUUCCCUCGCAAAGUCAAGAAUUCUCGCCUACGCAGAAGGCUCAAGAUCCUUCACGGUCUUCAAAAAGCUGCCCGUAGAGAUUCGGCGAGAUAUUUGGGAACUUGCGCUGCCCGAUCCUCAAGCUCUCUCUCUGGACCUUCAAUUCUGCAAACAGCAUAGUGGCGCCCCGGUCAGGGGAUACGAGGGCCCACCGGCUUUGCUCUCUGCCUGUUCGGAGUCGAGAUUUGUAACGCUAAAACACUACGUCCGGGCAUUAUCAACUUCAGACUGCACAAAUGGAGUGUAUAUACGCCCGUCUGUUGAUGUCAUCGAAAUGAGAAUUAGGAGCGACGGCUGCACGUGUCCAAGUGUCCUUUUUCGUCUACCUCGCGAUAUCGAAAAUGUCUCUGGUGCAUUUGGGCAUCUUGAUAAUAUCGAAAGAAUCAUCAUUAGCGACCCGUAUCAAUACAUAGAGGACUUCUAUAGGGAGGACUGGAGCCUGCUUCUGAAACAUCUUCCAGCUCUCAAACAAAUACGUAUUUCAAUGUACAUUGGGAACGGCUGGGCCCCGUUGUUUGAUACCAUCACGGAAGAGGAUUGGGUGGGAAAAUACCGGAAAUUAUUGGAAAUGGAUAUGGAUGAUUCAGAUGAUUCGGAUGCGGAGUCCGAAAACAGCCCCGCUAGCAAAGCGCCAGCUUUAAGCCAAGCGCCGGCUCUAAGCCAAGCGCCAGCUCUACUCACGAUCUCGGAAAGCGAGAUCAAGUACAUGGGUUGGAGUCCCGAUUCUGAUGAUGGACCAAGUCCCUACUAUCGCAGGGGGGGCAGGACCGAGAGCAAUGAAAGCGGAGACUACGAGUUCUAUUUCUCCUUCAGGGAAUGGCAAGACGGCGUGGAACUCUUCUUGGGUGAGCUUUCAAUGGAGGACGUCGGGGCUUGCCUCAAGGACUUCUGUCGCUUAGCAGACGACGUACAGAUGCAUCAUCUGCACAUCUACCAUCACCUCCUCGUUGAGUGCAAGGAGAUGUAUCUACGCACCGUCUAUGGGAUCGAGGGUCCUCAGCGCUUCGUUUCAUAUGUUGACGAGUGGGAGCCGGCGGAGACACAAUCACUCGGAUAUGAGUCUGACUCAUAG
This is a messenger RNA of Drepanopeziza brunnea f. sp. 'multigermtubi' MB_m1, 1242 nucleotides long. RefSeq lists its product as uncharacterized. The record is from RefSeq and is a predicted model, not a curated record. NCBI's taxonomy places the organism in Eukaryota, Fungi, Ascomycota, Leotiomycetes, Helotiales, Drepanopezizaceae.